AUGACGCAAUUCACACCUUCACUACCUUAUAUGCUUUCAAACCCUUCUUCUUCCAUGAACAAAAACAGUCAAAUACCAACUAAACCAUGGUUCCCAACUUCCAAAGCCUUAUCAACCUUUGGUGACACCAAUUGCAUGGAACAGUUACUUGUUCAUUGCGCUAACGCAAUCGAAACCAACGAUGUAACACUUGCUCAACAAAUCCUUUGGGUUCUCAACAACAUAGCACCGCAAGACGGCGAUUCAAAUCAACGCUUAGCUUAUAGUUUCCUUAGAGCUCUUACACAUCGCGCAGCCAAAACUGGUACCUGCAAAAUGCUAGUAGAACAAGUUUGUUCAACUGCUCAUAACACUCUUACAGUAGAUACGCACAGAUUCUCAGUCAUUGAACUAGCUAAUUUUGUUGAUUUAACACCUUGGCAUCGAUUCGGUUUCGCAGCCGCUAAUGCAGCCAUUCUUGAAGCAACGGAAGGUUUCUCGGUUAUUCAUAUAGUUGAUUUGAGUUCAACUCAUUGCAUGCAGAUUCCAACAUUAAUCGAUGCUAUCGCUAAUCGCCACGAAGUUGCUCCUUUAAUCAAACUCACUGUUUCUGAUCAUGCUUGUAGCACUGAUCAUGAACUUCCACCUAAACUUGAUCUUUCUUAUGAAGAAUUAGGAUCUAAGUUGGUGAAUUUCGCUAGGUCGAGAAAUGUAACAUUGGAAUUCAGAGUAGUUUCUUCAAGUUACACAAAUGGUUUUGCUUCUUUGAUCGAACAUUUGAGAGUUCAACGUUUAGUUUAUUCAGGUGAAGCUUUGGUUAUUAACUGUCACAUGAUGCUUCAUUAUAUUCCAGAUGAAACCCUAUCAAAUUCAAACUCUUAUCUUUAUGACUCUAUAUCUUCUUCUUCUGCUGCGACCACGACGACGACUACUACUACUACUACUAGUACUACUUCUCUAAGAUCGUUGUUUCUUCAGGCGCUUCGAGGUUUAGAUCCAACACUAGUUGUUUUAGUAGAUGAAGAUGUUGAUUUAACUUCAAGCAACUUGGUUACUAGAUUAAGGUCAGCAUUUAACUAUCUAUGGAUACCUUAUGAUACGGUGGACACUUUUCUGCCGCGCGGAAGCAAACAAAGGCAAUGGUAUGAAGGUGAUAUUUGUUGGAAGAUUGAGAAUGUGAUAGCUCAUGAAGGUGUUCAAAGAGUAGAGAGAGUUGAGCCUAUAGGAAAAUGGGAACAAAGAAUGAGAAAUGCGAAUUUUCAAGGGAUUGGAUUUGGUGAGGAAUGUGUUGGUGAAGUCAAAGCUAUGCUUGAUGAACAUGCUGCUGGAUGGGGAUUGAAGAAAGAAGAUGAAUGUAUUGUGCUUACAUGGAAAGGUCAUAAUGUUGUCUUUGCUUCUGCUUGGUUGAAUGCUUAA
This is a messenger RNA of Vicia faba (fava bean), 1395 nucleotides long. The record is from the annotation of a GenBank genome assembly. NCBI's taxonomy places the organism in Eukaryota, Viridiplantae, Streptophyta, Magnoliopsida, Fabales, Fabaceae.